CUCUCUUAAGUGUGAUUGCGGGAGCACGGCCGCCUUCUCUUCGGAACGGCGCCUCCGAGUUACGAGAAGAAGUACCCACGUUCUCGCUGCUUCGCUCCUCCUGCACCCUGCAAGGCACCCCUCAUGAAACACUUCAUUGGCAGGUCGAGGAGCGGCGUCACGCAGAUGUAAAGAAACAAGCGAUGCUGGUUCGGCAACUGGAGGAGGAGCUACGGAUGCGAAUGCGCAACCCGAGCAUCGAGAUGCAGCAGCAGAUGGAGGUGCUGUACGCCGAGAACGAACACCUGACCCGCGAGAUCGCCAUCCUCAGGGAGACCAUCAAGGAGCUGGAGCUGCGGAUAGAGACGCAGAAGCAGACGCUGCAGGCCCGCGACGAGAGCAUCAAGAAGCUGCUGGAGAUGCUGCAGAACAAGGGCGUCGGUGGUAAAAUGCUAGAUGGAGACAGGGAGUCAUUUGAAUCCCUCCAGGCCAGGCUGAUAGAGAGUGAGGAUAAAAUUCGGCACUAUGAGAAUCUUGUGAGGAAUCGAGACCAGGAACUCAGUAAGACUAAGAGACUGGACGAGUUCCGCGCGGAGAUCCAGCGGCGCGACCAGGAGAUCCUGGCCAUGAGCGCCAAGAUGAAGACGCUCGAGGAGCAGCACCAGGACUACCAGAGGCACAUAGCCGUCCUCAAGGAGUCGCUCUGCGCCAAGGAGGAGCACUACAACAUGCUGCAGGCGGAUGUUGAAGAACUCCGACAACGGUUAGAGGAGAAGAACCGGCAUAUAGAGAAGAAAACACAACAGGCGCAGCAGGCGAUACAAGAAAGAAACCGUCUGAACAAUGAACUCAGCGAGUUGAGGGACCACAUGGACAUCAAGGACCGCAAGAUCAACGUCCUGCAAAGAAAGAUCGAGAACCUGGAGGACCUGCUGAAGGAGAAGGACAACCAGGUGGACAUGGCGCGCGCGCGCCUCACGGCGAUGCAGGCGCACCACUGCUCUUCCGAGGGCGCGCUGUCCAGCCUGGAGGAGGCCAUCGGCGACAAGGAGAAGCAGAUGCAGCAGCUGCGCGAGCAGCGGGACCGCGCCGAGCAGGAGAAGGCGGAGGAGCGCGAGCUGCACGAGCGCGAGCUGGCCGAGUACAAGAUGAAGCUGCACGCGCUCGAGAGCGAGGUCGAGAAGCUGGGCGCGCGGCUGGAGCGCGCGCAGGCCGAGAAGGACCGGCUGGAGGCCAAGCUGGAGAGCUCGCAGUCCGAGCUGGGCAAGUCGAAGGCGGAGCUGGACAAGGCGGCGAGCGAGGCGGGCCGCAGCGGCGCCGACUGGGAGGCGGCCAAGCAGCGGCUGGCGCGCCUCGAGCUGGAGAACGAGCGCCUGCGCCACGACCUGGAGCGCUCGCAGGCCACGUUCGGCCGCAGCACGCUCACCACCUCGCAGGAGCUGGACCGCGUGCAGGAGAAGGCGGAGAAGGCGGCGGCGGAGCUGCGGCGCGCGCAGGCCGAGCUGCGCGUCACGCAGGCCGACAACGAGCGCGCGCGCGCCGAGGCGGCCGCGCUGCAGGAGAAGGUGGAGAAGUCGCAGGGCGAGGUGUACCGGCUCAAGGCGCGCCUCGAGAACGCGCAGGCCGAGCGCGAGAGCCUGCGCGACGAGUACGAGCGCGCGCAGCAGGCGGCCGCGCGCCUGCACGCCGAGCGCGACAAGUCGUCCGCCGAGCUGGAGAAGGCGCGCGAGGAGCUGGAGCGCUCGCAGGCCACGCUGGGCAAGGCGCAGCUGCAGCAGGACAAGCUGCAGAACGCGCUCGACAAGGUGCAGACCGACCUGGACAAGUUGCAGGAGCGCUUCGACAAGUCCCAGGCCGAGGUGCGCCGGCUCCAGAUGGAAAAGGAAAAGCAGAACUACGAUUUUGAAAACGUACAGUCGCAGCUCGAUAAGGCACUAGGCCAAGCGACGAGAUUGCAGAAGGAGCGAGAGGCGGUCCAGUUGGAGGUCGACCGGUUAAGGGACAAGUAUGAGAAAGCUCAGAUGUUGAUGGCAAGACUCCAGAAGGAGAAAGACGGGGCCAUUGAAGAAUGUGAAAAGCUCCAAGAAAGGGUUGAGAUCCAACAGGGCCAAAUAUCCAAGGCGCAAAGGGAACGUGAAAACAUGCAGACGGAGCUGGAUAUGAUCAAGGAAAGAUGGGACAAAGCGCAACAGUUGCAUCAGAAAAUUCAGAUGGAACGAGACGACGCGUUAACGGAAAUCGAAAUAUUGAAAGAUAAGUUGGACAAGUCGCAGACAGUGUCACAGAAAGCGAUGGAGGAAAGAGACAACGCAAACAAAGAGUUCGAGCGUAUGCUCGAAAAAUACGAUAGGUCGCAGGGCGAAGUGUACCGAAUGCAGAACAAACUGGAGGCAGCAGAGGCAGAGAAGGACCGACUCGAGAUGGAGGUGGAGAAGGCUCAGCUGUUGGCUACCAAGUCGCGCGAAGAUCAGCGCAAAACACAAGACGAGCUGCAGCGGGUCCAAGAGAUGUACGACCGAGCUGCGCUCCAGUUGGGCCGCACUAAGGAGAAUGAGGAGAAAUUCAAAGAGGAGAUAGACCGCAUGGCUGUCGACCUCGACAUGGUGCGCGAGCGAUACGAAAAGACGCAGAUCGAGAUGCGGCGUCUGCAGAGUGAUCGCGAGAAGUACCAGGGGGACAGUGAGCGCCUCAGUUUCGAACUGGAGCGCGCGCACACGCAGUGCGCAAAGGCACAGGCUGCAAAUGAAAAGAGCCAGGAGGAAAUGGCCCGCCUGCAGGUGGAGCUAGAGAAGAUGUACGACAAGCACGACAAGGCCCAGGCCGAGCUGCGAAAGUCUCAGUCGGAGCUGGAGCGCUACCGUACCGAGGCAGAGCAGCUGCGCGAGGAAGCGGAGCGGUACGCUGCCAGGAUGGGCAAGUACCAGGACACGCAGGAGAGGACCAAGGAGGAGCAGGAUCGCCUCAAGGCCGAAAUAGAGCGGCUGCGGGAUAGGCUCGAGAAGACGAACAGUGAGUUGGAGCGAGCGCGAAAGGCAGAGCAGGAGGCAGUUCGUCUGCGAAUGGAGCUGGAGCGCGCGGAAGGUGUAAGAGGUAAAUACCAAUUCGAACAGGAGAAGUGGGCUGCAGAAACUGGUAGGCUGCAGGCAGAGUGCGAGAAGUUGCGCGAGCGGCUGGACACGAGCCAACUGGAGAUGCAGAGGGCGCUGGUGGCCAACGAGAAGCAGGAGGAGCGCCUGCACGAGCUCCAACUCGAGCUGGAGCUCGGCAAGGCCGAGUCGAUGAAAAUGACGGCGACUCAGGAAAAACAGCAGGGCGAGAUAGAGCGGUUGCACAUCGAGUGCGAGAAAGUGCGCGAUCGACACGAGACUCUCCAGAUGCGCUCCGAAGCACUGGAGAAGGAGAACGAGCGGCUGCGCUCCGAAUUGGCGCAGAAGGAGCGCCAGUUGGCGGUGGGCGACAAGAGCCGCACCGAGGUGGAGAGGGCGGGCGCCGCCGAGGUGGACAAGCUCCGCGAGCGGCUGGAGCAGGCGCAGGCAGACCUGUCCAGGGCGCAGCAGCUGCGCGAACACGCCGACGCCGAGGCGCAGCGCCUGGCACGGGAGCUCGAGAAGUCGCAGCUGCACCUCGGCAAGUAUCAGGAGAACAACGAGGCUGCGCGGAUAGAGUUUGAGCGAAUGGCGACGGAGCUCAGUCGUCUGCACGAAAAGCUCGAGAGGGCGCAGGCGGACGCGCAGCGGGCGUCGGACGAGCGUGCUCAGCUGCAGGCGGAGAGGGACGCACUGCAGGCGGACCUGCUCCGCGCGAGAAAGGCCGCCGAUCAGAUGCAGGAAGCGCAGCAGCGCACUCGGCAGGAUGCCGACAGACGUUUGCAGGAGGAUGCCUCCAAGAUGCAGCAGGAGCUCGCACAAGCUGCGAGGGAGAAGGAGAGGUUGAAUUCUGCACUGGAGAAGCGCGAGAAGCAGGCAGAAAGGUUAGAGAAACAGAUGGCGAAAAUGGAGUCCGAGGUGAAACAGCUCACGCUCGAGAGAGACCAGUUAGUGGUGCAACUGGAGAAGUCACAGGACAUGCUGAUGAACUUCCAGCAGGAGCUGCAACAGUCCGAGUCGGAGCUCAGUCGACUGAAGACCGAGCACCGCAAGGUGGCGCAAGAUGCCGAAUCGCUGGAAGGGAGAGAUCGGCAGGUCCAGGAGCUUCAGCAACAACUGCAGAACUUGCAGAGGGAAAGGGACCGAGAGCGGCAGAGGGCGGAGCGGGCGGACCGCCGCCUGCAGGAGCUGGGCUCGCAGGCAGAGGCGGACUCCGGUCAGUGGCGCCGUGCCGUGGAGGCCGAACGGGACAGGGCCGAUAGGGCGGAGAGGACUGUGGCCGAACUGCAGAAAAGGGUGCAGGCUGUAGAGAGGCAGAUGAAUGCCCAACAGCAACAGAUGGCCCAAAUGCAACAACAGCAGCAACAACAGGUGCCACCGGCUGCUGCCGAGGAACUGAACAGACUGCGUAAAGAGCUCGAAAAGUCGCAGGCGGAACUGAAGAACGCGUCUGUUGAGCGAGAACGAUUCCAGGCACAGUUGGAGAUGCUAGUUCAGGAGCUGGAGAAGAACCAGCUGGAUCUUCAAGAAGCGAACAAGAAACUAGCGAAUGGCGCAGCGAGAGCUGGAGAAGAAGCUACCGCCCUUAGAAUGCAAUUAGAAGAGCAGAAGAAACAACUAGAAGAGCAGAGGAGACAAUUAGAGGAGCACAAGAGAGGCUUAGAUAGUAAAAGUAGGCAAUUAGAAGAAAAAGAAAAAUCUAUAGCAGAUGCAGAUCAGAAACUGAAGAAAAGGAAAGAAAAACUUGAUCAGCUGGAGGCACAGCUUCAGAAGGGUGCAGGAGCAAGGGGUGGAAAUGCAGAAAUACAGAAAAGAAUGCUAGAACUAGAACAACAGGUUGAAACUCAUCAAAAGGAGCUGGAGAAAUCCAAAGAAGAUGCACAGCGUUCGCAAGUAGAAAUGGAAAGACUUCUACAGCUUGUCCAAAUGAGUCAAGAAGAACAAAAUGCCAAAGAAAAGACAAUUCGUGAUCUUCAAGAGGCACUGAAGAAUGCCCAAGCAAAACUGAGAAGCCAACAAGCCAGUGCACAAAUGGAAAGGAGAGAAGAGGUGGAAAUGCAGGACAAGGCUGUGGAAACCAUUCUGAACAUCAGCAGCAAAAAUGCUUUGGAAGUUAUGGAAGAUGCUAAAGAAGAAAAGAGUGAUGGUUUUGAUGAUCGAGUGAGUGAAAUUCAAGAACUUAAGGAAGAACUCAAGAAACGUGGGCAAAAGGUGUCUGAACUGGAGAAAGAAAUUGGUACCCUGGAAACUGCUCUUCAGGAGAAUGCAAACAUAGCUGAGCUUGAGGAACUGGUUGUGGUGGUUCGACAGAAAGAUGACAGGAUUGAGGAGCUGGAGGAGGCACUUCGUGAAAGUGUUAGAAUAACUGCAGAAAGGGAGAAGGUGUUACAUCAGGAAUCAACACGUCGGAAACAGAUCAUGGAAAAGGUGGGUAAAUUGGAGCAGCGAUUACUGUCUCUUCAGACAGCACAUGCAUUACGCUGCAGCUCUUGCCGUCCAUUAGUUGGUCGCUUGCAGGAAUUGGAGCAACGACUAGGGUCACUUACAGCUGAAAGGCGGCAGCAUCUGCAGGAUUUGUCACGCAUGAAGCAAGAAGCUCUUGAAGCAGCACUCAGUGAAAAGGAUGCACAUUUAGCCUUACUGGAAGUGUCAGGCAUCAGAACAGCAAGACAAGCAGAAGAGGCAGAGCAAUUACGUGCUGAUCGAAAAAGGCUUAUGGAAAAACUCCGAGAAGAGAAUGAACAGAGUGUUCGGCUGCUGCAAGAGUAUUCCCUGCCAGAUGUAGAGCAGUUCACAUCAUCUGUAACAAAUCUCAUUGAAGCAGAAGAUAAAGAGAAAGAAACCACCUCCAGUAAUCAUAAUGGUCAUUCACAUCACGAGGAAGAGAUUGAUCAAGACAGUUUGGAACCCUUGAGCCCAGAUUCUACCUUAGGUAUGUGAAAUGUUUUUGGUUAUUAUCGUUCUUCACAAGCAAAGAAGAAGUAGUUUCAAAAAGGUGCUGUGCAUCCCUUAUACAUGAACAUUUCCAUAUGCAGGAUGUCUGUGCAUAUCUUCUGAAACAAUUUUGUGUCCAAAUCAAGAUAUGAACAUGAAGAUUUCAUAAUAAAAUGUGCUGCACUUAUUUUGCACAAUAAGUUCCUCCCUGUCUAUAAAUGCACUGCCAUUAAUGGCCCACAAACUAUGGGAGUCUGGCCUUCAGCUGACAGGUUGAAUUAAGUGCAUCACAGUUGUUGAAAUGGUGAUAUUCACUCUAAAGACAUUGCUAGCACACGGUAUGUGUGUAUUUUACAACCGCGUAUUUAGUUAACUGAUGCCGUAACAUUUUGAUACAAACAUGUGAGUGAAGUGUGUGUGAAAUGACAACUAACUACUUUGCAAAAUGACUAUUUGUGCUGUGAGUGAGAAAAUGGCGUGUGAAGAAAAAAUGAGUUUCUGACAUCUCCUGCUUAUUAUAGCAAUAAUACACGCAUGCCACUUAAAUGCAGAAAGCAGUGUCUACAAUAUUUUUUAGCCUUGUUACUGUACUGUGAAAAAGGAAAGGAAAUGUGAAAUAUGGGGAGGUGUUGACAAUAAAUAAAGCAACUCACUGAACCAUGUCUUCCUAUGGUGGAGAGUGCUUUAAGAAAGCACAAGCUGGGUAGUGAUGGGGAAGAAUAAAAACACAAGAGAAAGUCAUAUUAAUGUGUUUUUUUUUUUUUUUUAAAUGACUUUCACUUCGAAAUGCCUUCUUUUCUCGGGUAGACUAUUUUCAUUUCUUUUUCAAAAUAACAAUGUGUGUGCUCUGUUUUGAUUUUCAACAUUUAUGUAGAUUUCAUAGUAGUUCUGUAUUUCAGUAGAACUGUUACACAAUGUUAGAUAUCAUUCAAUGAAAUAAAACAGGAAAUUUUCUAGUGCAUGAGAUUUUGUGAAUUAAGUCAUUGCUCUCUCAGUUUUUUUUAAUAUCUGAGUGAAAUUAAUUUUAGAAGGAAUGUCAAAUUGCACAAUUUUAUUACUAAAUAUUUCCAACAUAUUGUGUGCUGUAGCCACAUUGAUUAAAUGUAUAAUGACAGAUAAUAGAUAUAAUUUUUCCAACAGAACAAAAAGUGUUCAAAAAUAUUUUUUGUUGAUAAUAGUUGAUUGUAUAAAAAUUGAAUAUGCAGUGGCAUGAUUACUGUUAUAGAAUAAAUACUGGCCAUAUUUGAUUGCAUUUUCCCAUAUGAUAAGGCCGAUGCCAAUAUUAUUUAUAAACACCAAAGUAUUUGUGAAAUAAAUAAAUUUGGUUAGUGUCACUACACAACAAAUGUCACUAUGGGAACACUGCAGUCAUUUAUGGAUUGAAUAAAAGUCAUUCUUUGUACAUAUUACUAUAUGACGUUGACUGACUUUAAAGAAAAUCUGUUGUAUGUAAUGUGGCACUAUUUCUUGUAAAUGAAGGUGCAUAAGGUAUAAAAAUGUUAGUGGUCAAGGAAAGAAUGAACUGUGUUCGUGCUUUGAUCAGCAGAGAAAUGUACGGAUCUGUUGUUAACAAGAUAUUCCAGUACUUGCUGAAACUAAUCAAAAGCUGCCUAUAACGUUUAGAGGAAUAUGCUUUUGGCAAGUAAAGUAUGGAUUAUUUCUUUAGAGAAUUAAAUACAUCCGUCUGGGUGGAUUCCCAGAGUUUAAGCAACUCUAUCAGUACUGAACUCCAAAAUGCAAAAAUUUAUUUCAUUGCAACCUAUUCUCUUCCUGUAUAGUGCUUUUUGAACAUUUGAAGUAUGUACUUCUCUAACCUUCCAUGUAGCCAUGUGAGUUUCAAGGUCAUGUAAAAGAUAACUAAGAGGUUUGAACAUGUAUUUAUAUAAAUUUAAAAACUCUGAUAAAAACAAGGGAAUAUCUUUUAAAAUAUGUGAAAAGCUUAAAUUUUGGGAGUCUUGACAUUCAGUGGUAUUAAAUAUUCAUAGAUGGUAAAAUUCAUUUUAAUCUAUAGAAGAAACACUUUAAUGUCACAACCAUGCAGAAUACUACUUGUUCGUACAGGCUAUCCUGACAUGUAACUAAAGAAUACAUCACAAAAAAGUCAAAAUUAAGCUUUGGUCCCUAGAUAAACAUUAAUUUGUAUCUCUAUAGCUGACCAUCCAUUUGUAACAUAUUCAUAUAUGCUCGAUGCAAAAGAAUUGUUGUUGGCUUGUUUGGAAAUCAGUAGGAGUUGGAGUGGCAAGAUUGUCAAAGCUAUACUGCCAUUACCUGUGCCAUUAUAUAAAUAUAACUAUAUUCAUAUGUACUACACUACUUAUUUGAUGGUUGUACCAGUAUUAAUGUUGUAGGAUGAUGGAGCUGCCAAGGUUGUGGAGUGUAUAUUCAGGAAAUGGUUUGUGUGAAAAUAUCUUUUAAUUCCGUAUGACCUUGUGUUGUUUAUGAAAUGUGUGUUCAAGGACAAUUGCUUAAACAGGUAAAUAUGUGAUACUGUAAUGAAUGAGAUUCUUUAAAUUUGAUUUCAAAAAUUUAACAACUUCAUUGCUGUUUUUAAUCAUAUCUUCCAUUUUUUACAUUCUGUUUCAUUUUAAGAAAACUGUUUCUCUGUCGCCAGCCUUUUAAGGAAAUAUUGUUACAAAAUUUUAAUUACUGUUUCAGUAAACUGAUGAUAAUAUCUGAGGAAUAAGUUGCAAUUUUUUAAUGUUCCAAAGACUGCACUAUUCCAUGUGUAGUAGUAUCUAGAGCCUAAUGGCUAAUUGUAUUUGAUUUUCAAUUUAAUAACAGUAUAAUAUUUUUUGUAAAGAAUUAAUAUGCAACAAACUCAUUUCAAGAAAUAGUUUUCUACAAAUGAUUUCAUCUUCCAUGUAAUCUUAAAAUAUUUUAAAGUUGUAAAGCACAAAUCCGAGUGGGUUUACAAAUGAAGUCCAUGGUUGAAUGCCAUUUUCAGUUGUGUAAAUAUAAAUUGACUCUUUAAUGUGGAAAAUGUAAAAUGUAUGUGUAUGUAGAGUUGAAAUUAAUUUCUGUGGCUGUUAAAAGCUCACAACACCAAAUAUCAAUAAGAAUAAUAAUGUAAAUGGUGUGUAAAAGGAACAUCAGAUGUAAAGUUGUUCAGUAGCUUCUAUGAUUUCUUUUUUGAUGCAUUUCAUCCUGUCCAUUGUCUAAAUCUUCUAUAAGUUUUCUUUCAAGUAAACCAUAGUACAAAUUCAAAAUCAUUGUUGGUUAUCAUAAACAGUGACAGGUGACAGAGUUGAAAUUAAACAUUUCAGCUCUCUGUGCACACUCUUCUAACAUCUCAGCAUUCUAAGAAAAUGGUAGGUGUAACAUACAGCAUACCUAAAACAGCAGGCCAGCUUUUACAAAAGGACUUUUUUUUUAGUUAUGCUAUGAUUAGAAAGAUCCAUGUACAUAAUUUCCAACAGAUGUGAACAUUGUUUAUCUCUUUAAAUGGAUAACUUCAAGUGAUUUAAUAGUUUCUGUCUCUAGCACAGCAAGCAGUUGCUAGAUGGUUGUACAGCACUACAUCCAUUGUGUGAGAAAAUUAACUACAAAUGGUCAAAAUCUGAAUACUUUUUCUAUUCCAAGGUCUCCUGCUCUCAUUUUGUAGGUAUGGUGUGUAAUUGAAGUUCUCUUACUUUUCUUUUUGGAAUAGUGAGAAUAAAGAAAGUUAUUCAGUAAAGGUACGGAAAUCAUAACAUACAUAAUAGAUAUUGCAGCAUAUUUCAAAGCAUUCAAAGCCUUUAGAAACAAGAUAUCAUGAAAUUAAAAACAAAUUUACAUUGACAUAAUAUUAGUCAAGGACUUUGUUUCAUAAAAAUAAAGGAGAAACUUUUACCUUACUCUUGCAGAUGGUAAAUGGAACUGUUUACCAUUUGAAGAUACAUUUACAUUACUGGAUAAAAAUAUGACAACAGCAUAGCAGGCUGUUUUGCAUGUUAUCAUCAGAAUUUUCUGCCAGCCAUGCAUUUGAUAAGCAAUUGAUUUAAAAAGAAGAGGGACAUUCUUAUACUUCAAAAAAAGAGUUUAAUAUCAAGAGGAUUCUUAGCAACUGUUUAUCAGUGUAAACAAUGCUUAAGACUUUGCCAGAGCUCAGAAUAUGUGAGAGACCUUUCUGAAAUUUUUGUUACUAAUUUUUCAAGAGUGUUUUAUGAGCAUGCUACAUGAUAGUGAUGUAUCCAUGCACACGUGUUGACACUAUUCCAAUAAACAAUGAAUAUUGUAAAAUUUAUUUGCGUUAAACAGCCAGUAGUUGUAUAACUUAAAAAUAACUAAUGAAGCUUAAUCACUUCCAGUAGACAAAUAUUUAGGCUGAGUAUUUAUUCCAAUUCCAUAAUUCUUUUACUCACUCAUUGGCAUUUCUUAAACUAUUACAGAAUCCUACAAUGGCAGUCAUGAGUGAAAGCUGUCACCCGCAACAGCUUUAUCAAAUGGGUUCAGUAACCUAAAAUUGCACUGAUUGUCAGUAGGUUUACUGAAGUAUCUAAUAAAUGGCAUAAGAUUCUUUUUACAUAGCAGGCUUCUGAAUCUUGUUUACUCUAUAGUUUCCUGUGUGUUCAUCUAGGUCAGGGAGUAUUACCUAAGCAAGCUCUGUCACACUUUUUACAAAUUUGAUUACCAUUGUAACGUAUGGUUGUAAAUACAUUUCACCUUAACAUUCCCCCGAAGUUUUAAAUAACAACUGAGUUACUAUAUUGGCAUCCUAAGAUACAAUUUAUUGUUUUUGUCUCCCUCAAAGUUCUUAUGAACAAGCGACUGAGAUUGUUGUACAUCACAGAAUAUAAGUAAAACAUGUGAAUCAGUUUGUGUAUUUGGAGCCCAUAUAAUGCACAGUAAGUUGAAAUGAGUAAUAAAAUACUACAGUUACAAAAACCAGAGUGACAUGAUAAUUCUUUAUGAAGACUUUUAUUUAAACUGAAUCCUUUUUGUUUGUAUUAGUACUUCAGUUAUCAUUUGUGGGUAAACUAUUCCCUACUUCUGUGUAUCUCCACUAUCUGCAUACAAAAUCUUUGUGACUGAAGCUUUUUCUGAAAAGAAGUAUUAUAAACUGAAGAGUUUUUCACUGGUUUUCAAGCACAUUGCUGGAUUUAAAUAUAUUUCUUUAGUUCCUGGAUGAACACUAACAGGCUGUGGCAUGAGUUACAGUGAAAAAAUUCUCUUCCGUAAAUGCACAUUGUCAACUAAUUCCAGAUUACAUCUUAGGAUUCAGCAUGUUAAUGCCUUCUAAUAUGCAGUACAAUGUGCUUCUUACUCAAUUCAAAAUUAUUCAUGCAUCUUCUCACUGUGUUCCUCAAAAAUGAAAAUGGUGCUGGGAGACUUCCAGUGGGUCUAAAAUGACAGUUAUCACCAAUACACAAAACAUUAUGGAUGUUUUUGUUAUUUACCUAAUUUUACUUUGGAGUCCCUAUCAUGCAGAGCAAGUUGAAACAAGUAAUAAAACAUUACAAUUAUGAGAACCAGUCUGACAUAGUAAUUCAUUUUUCUCUGUGUUUGUGUCUCUGUGCAGUUUGGAUAUAAAAUAUCUUUUCAGUAAGAGUCCAACUGUAAAUGAACAGAUACUGAAGAUCAUGUACGAAUUUGCAGGAUAGGUGUCAUAUUGUAGUUCAAGCUGCUUCCACAGAAUACAUCAUUUAAGAAUUGGUCCUCCAAUCUGGACAAGUAUUUUCUCCUUGUUUGACGGCAUGCAACUUCCAUGUUCUUAUUAUUUAAUACUUUUUUCUACUUAACCCUGUUGCUCAGAUAUUUUAGUUCAUGAACAUCAGCCAGUAGCUAGCUUCCAUAGGUAUUAUAUUGCUUUCCUUGAACUGAAUGGUUUUAUCAUGUUCUGCCCCUGUCUAAAGAUAAAAAAAGUGGCAGGGUAAACAUAUAAAAUUAUUUGAUGAACCUCAGCUAACUCAGCCAAUGCCUUUCAGAAACAAAGUGCAUCAAUGGAAAAAGAAAUAAAAUGGCACUUUGUACUCCUCUUGGUAGUGACUUCUACACAGCAGUUUGGGAGUGUUCUUAAUUGGUAUAUGAUCAUUCAGUCUUUACAUGCCAAAGGUAUCUCUUCUCUCAGUACUUAAGCAGCUACUUUUUGUGUUGGUACAGAUAAUUCACUAGAAUGUUUUGCUGAGUUACUUGCUCUUUACAGUUUGCAACAGUAAGAGAUUUGAAUUCCGUACAAACUUACCAAAAGAGAAUUUGAAGUUCCCAGCAGUAAAGUAUUCAUUCUUGUCCAUAAGUGCUUGGUUGUGUUCAGUUCAUCUGCAACUCAACUUUGUGUCUCUUUCUGAACUGAAUACUUUGUGGCCACUUAUGUAUAAUGAAUUUUUUCACUUCUGGCAGAACUGCUACAACCAGAAGGAAUAAGUAUGACUCUUCUUAUGGAGGCAUCAUACUUUGUUAAGAAGUUAGACUUUUCAUCUGAGAGGGGGUCUGGGCAACACAAAAGCAAAGGUCAAGGACAGUUAAGUGGAAAUUGCCUUUGUUGCUGGAUUGGGUGUUGCCUCAGAUGAGAUGUUGUUAAAAACUCUGUUAGUUCAGUGAAGGAUGUUGACUGCCAGAAGAAGAGCACUGCAAGGCCUUCAUCAGCUGGCAAAACUGCCUGAAAAUGACAAGCAUGUUCAUUAUUGAAAUAUUACUGAGUAUUUUAUUUGACACCAUGUCUGAAAGUCUCAGCAAUAUUUAUUACAUUUGCAAAGCAUGAAACAGCAUAAUUUGAAAGCAUUCCAGUCCUAUUUACUGCUGAAUUCUUUCUAAAAACAUUAUCCUUUUGCUGGUAUCAGUUACAGGAACCAUACUGUUCAUAGCUUUUGGAUUCUCAGGCAGUACUGCACUGGUGAAGUAUGGAAGUAGGCCUACUACAUUAAUGAUAUGAUGACUGUGAGUCACAGACUUAAAAUAAAUAAGAACAAGAAUUUUGCAGUCCUUUAUAUUCAGUUUUUCCAAUAUCCUUUGUUCACUAAGCUUGUUGUAACCUCCGUAAAACUUGGUGUACCUUAAUUAUCCCAAACUGGGGAACAUUCUAUGUGGCUACAGCGUUACAUGUUGGAUAAUAUCUCUGGCAAUGUGAUGAUACACACUGUAUGAGGUUUCCAACCUUCUGAGUAUGAGGACUUGCAUUGUUAAAAAGAUGUCUGCCCCCAGUGUUUAUAGGAUUUAACUGUAUAGCUCACAGUUUUGAGUUGUAUGCAGUACCUGACUGUCCUGUCAGCUAUCACUUAUACAUGGCACUCUAGAAGUUGAGAUAUGUAAGAAUAGCAUCUGUUGGCAGGCAGUAUAAGAAUAAUACUGAGUGAAAGGUUAGGGCUGAGUCUGGUGGCACCCACUGCAGUCUGCUUUGGUUGUGAAACAUGAUCAGGGAAUCACUGCUCCCAAAAGGUGCCUUUUGCUAAUUAGAAAAGUGUCACAUACAGAUACACAAUUUGUCUUGCAUGUGUUUCUUUCAAGAAUCACACUAAGCUGAUGUACAAAAAUUCACAUCCACUCCUAUUGAAAGUACAUGAUAGAUUUCACUGAAAUUCUUUCAAUCGUUUCCAACAAAUAUUUUCUGUUGUUUUUUUUUUUUUUUUCUUUCUUCCAUGUUGCAUUGGUGUUUUUCUAUAAGUUCUUUGUAUGAUUGUUUUUAACUCCAUAUUAUGUUCUCUAUUCUUAUUACAUGUUCAUGUUGAUCACUCUUAACGAAUAUCAGGAAAGUUAUUUCAGUGGCAGCUUCUUUGCCAUUUGUUGCUUGUCUGAUUUCAUGUUACCUUGUCUUCUUAAUUCUGGUUAUAACCGUACUUGUUUAUGUGUGAAUUUUGCUUGUGUCACUGUCCAUGAGGGCACUUAUGUAGAAUUUUUAAGUAAGUAUGUUUAGAAUAAUAAGUUUCAUGGUGCCAUAGGAAUUGACACUUGUAAAGAAAUUUGGUUAUACUUGCUAAGUUUCACUGUUUGUUUGUUGCUCUCUGACAGUAUCCUUGUAAAUGAUACCAGGAAGAUAUUGUAUUGCAAUUCUGUUGCAGCAGUUUACUGGACUGUGUUCCAUCUAUAAUACUCAUAAUUGUUUUUUAUUUUUCAGUUUUAGACCAAGUUUCAUGUUCCACAUAUUUGGAUUGUCCCUUAGCACAUAUUAAAGUUACUUCAUAGCACAGACCACCUACAUGAACUUUAGCAGACAAAAGGCCUUUUCUAGAAAUUGCAUUGUUUAACUGAUCACAGUGAUAGGUAGUGUAUACAGCACUUUAUAGCAUGAUAUCUUUCUUAUUUCAAAUUACUCUUGAAUGUCUAUUUGUGUAUGAAGACACUUUAAUAGUUGUGGUAAGGUAUGUUUAUUUCGACAACCAAGAAUAUCAGCUGAUUCAGAAACUGCAAGCCCUCACAAAUCUUAUUUCUGGUGGAUUCUCACAAUUUUUUUCAGUAAAAGGAAAUAUUAUUGAAAAAAAUUCCAGACACUUCACUUUUAGAAUUUUUGUAACAGACAUGAAUUCAUUUUGAAGAUGGAAUUCUAAACUAAUCUUUGGUAUGCCACUUCACAAAACAUUUUCUUUUUAUACUCCCAUGGUUACAUUUCCACUGAUGUCAGCUGCAAGGCCAUUGCUAAAAUGAUAAUAAUAAUGCUUGUAACUGAAUGUCAGAAACAAACAUUUAACUUAUCUGAAAGUUAACAUUUGUAACUGAAAUUGUAUCUGGUACUGAAAUAAUAAUUUCAUUUGGAUUAUUAUUUCCAUGAAUGGUUGUGUACAACUUGUCUAUAAAGCAUGCUUGCUGUACUAUCAUUACACUAAAAACUAUAGUGUGCACAAAGGAAAAAGUAUUGCUGUCACUGUUUCUCCUCCUCACCUGGGUAUAUAUUUAAUUUUGAACUAAAAUUUAAUGUGUAAUGUAUUGCUGUCACUGUUUUUUUUUUCUCAUCUAAGAAUAUUUUUAGUGUAAGCAGUGCACUGCACCUGCAGCUAUAAUUUUGUUAAAGUUUUUAUCAUGAAGAAAAUGAAUUUCCCCUCUCCUAUUUUUGCAUGUUUCAGAGUUUCCUUAAAACAGUUUGAACUUGUGAUUAAUUCUAAACUGGUGAAGUUUUAUUUAUUUGGACAAUUUAUUUCCUUACUUACAUGGUGUAACAUUAGUCACUUUUACACAAGUGUUCCUGUCACUUACAAUUUUGUUAAAACUGUUACAUAUCUCUCUGUUCCUUGUUUAUGGAGAAAACAAGGAAAGUGAUGUUUAAGACCAGUUAAGCAGUUAGGUGUAAUUUAUUGCUGUGAAGUGAUUUGAAGAAUUUGCUAAUAAUAUCUUGUUAUUAAUGCAAAGUAACUAAUUAUGUGAUAAUUUAUCUUACUAUAUUCUUAUAUCUGUUGAAAAAGGAUCAAAUUAUAGUUUGGCUUGAAGAGUGAUGUUCUGUGCUAGAAAGAGUUUACCAACAAAGGUAUAGACCAGGACCAUAUACUCUUAUCCUUAUGGAGCUGUAUAAAUUGUUACCUAAUGUAAAAAUGUGUUCCAAAGAAAGGAAAAUGAGAAAUUCUAA
Molecule: messenger RNA, 15465 nt
Organism: Schistocerca piceifrons (Central American locust)
Lineage: Eukaryota; Metazoa; Arthropoda; Insecta; Orthoptera; Acrididae
Product: centrosome-associated protein CEP250-like
Exons: 19
Coding region: 183-6005 (1940 amino acids)
Biological process (GO): neuromuscular synaptic transmission; regulation of synaptic plasticity; maintenance of presynaptic active zone structure
Cellular component (GO): cytoskeleton of presynaptic active zone
Molecular function (GO): structural constituent of presynaptic active zone
Source: RefSeq, a predicted model, not a curated record